AAGGCGGGAUGAUCUGAAAGGUCGGAUUUCCUCUGAGUUCAGGGCGGAUGAUAGUUUUAUAACCUACUCAUUUAAUUUACAUAAAGUGUUUUGCUUCUGCGCGUUAUUGUUUUCAAGGAUUUUUUUUAACAAAAACAGCUUGAUAACGUUCACUUGAAUGUUUUCCGUGGCUUAAGCAAACACCCUUCAUCACUCUUGUGUACCACGGAUAAUCCAGUGAGAGGAGAGCUAUCUGCCAUGGAGCACGUGUACAGGCUGCAGCGGGAAGUGGGUCGAGGCAGCUAUGGUGUGGUAUUUGAGGGUCAUGUGUUGGAGACAGGCUGGUGGGGCCACAGAGGAGACACGGUGGCCAUCAAGCGUCUGCCCUGCUGCAGCCCAGAAAGCAUCGAGCUCUACUUGCAGGAGCUUUGGGCCAUGAGAGCCACUGCCAGGAAUCACCCGAACGUCAUCGCCCUCCACAACUGCCUGAUGCAGACCGGUCCGAAAACGCUGCAACCGCUGAAAUCGGACAAGCUGCCGCUGGACCUCGUGGAGAGUGCCCUCAAAGGAAGGGUAGUGGACAAGGACUCUAAAUGUGAAGCGAGAAAUGCAGACAGGUUGAGAAGGAAACUGGCGUCCACAGGGAAGAUGCCAAAACGGUGCUUGGCUCUAUGGUUGGUGAUGGAGUAUUGCGAUGGUGGAGAUCUGAACCAGUACAUGCUGUCUAGGCGUCCGGACAUCCAGAGGAAUCACAGUGUGGUUCGGCAGCUCAGUAGCGCCAUGACUUUCCUGCAUGGAUUGGGGAUAGUGCACCGAGAUCUGAAACCAGCCAAUGUCCUCGUCUGCCUAACUGAAACUGGCCCAGUGAUCAAGGUGGCCGACUUUGGGCUGAGCAAGAUGGUAGAAGGCCCCAUGGAAGGAGAGCGGAGCAGACUGGCCCUCUCCUCUACGUGCGGAUCAGACUUCUACAUGGCCCCUGAGGUAUGGGCUGGAUACAGCUACACAGCCCAAGCAGACAUUUUCUCUCUAGGUGUCCUCUUCUGGGCCGUGCUGGAGAGGCUCACCUUCCUGGAGGAUGGCUCCAAUGAGGAGCAGCUGGGAGCGUAUGUGGAGAAGGGCCGAUGGCUCACACCGCUUGGAGAGGCUUUAUGUCAGAAUCCAGCUCUGCAGUUGGUAAUCCCCAUGCGGGGACGACGGGCACCGCCAUUGCCUCCGUCUCCGAGCCCUGACUUGUGUGCCCUGCUUUUAGACAUGCUGGCGUUUGACCCUGAUGCUCGUCCCACCGCACUACAGCUGCAGGAGCGAGUUUAUAGGGCCAUAGAUGCUCGCUGAUCUCCAAACUCUUAUUUCUUCCCUUGGAUGCAAUUUGACUGCCUCCUCCUUCUGUCCAUUUGGACAACUUUUAUAAUUAACCUACUGCUCAGUAUAGAUUAUGAGCUUACAGAGAAUGUACAAGAGACCACUGUCAAAAUGUACCGAUCAGCAGAGGGGUACAAAAGAAUUUCCAGAACAUUAGAUGUACCAUGGAACACCGUGAAGGCCAUCAUGAACAAGUGGAGAAAACUUGAAAGUGGACACCACAGCAACGUCACCAAAAACGGUACAUCCCUUUUGAAUUGAAGACACAAACCUGUUGGGGAGGUUGCCAAGAGACAUCCAGUAACCUAAAAGGAGCUGCAGGAAUAUCUGCAGUUACAGCGCACUCCCUGCAUGUGACAACAACCUCUUGUAUUCUUCACGUCUCGGCUGUGUGGUAGGGUGGCAAGAUGGAAGCCCUUUCUCACAAAAACAUCCAAGCUUAAAUCACCCCAAAAUGUGGUAAGCUUGGGCUCAUCCACAGACCAUAUGUUAUGGGUAUAAUUCAAAAAGAUAUGUUUGGUGUAAAAACAAGUCAGUUGAUCACCCAAAGAACACCAUACACAUGGUGAAGCAUGGUGGUGGCAGGCAGGGGCUUCAAAGUUUGGGAGAAUAGCAGGGUACAAAUAAUUUACAGCAGGGUGCAAAAUGGUAAAAUGUCUGCCAGUGGCAGACAUAAUGCACGCAAAGCGUGCAGGGGGGGUUUCAAAGGGGGGUGCGCCCCCCUUUGGGCACGGAAAAUUUUAUGAAAUGCACUGAGAAAUGGUGGCCUCUGGUAACUUUUAACAGUGAAAAUAAAGGGUAAUCAAUACUAUUUGGAAACUUGAAAUAUGAAACCAUACCUCAGUCAUUUUAUCAAAUUUCAGAAAUAUUUGCAAACAAACACAUAAAAAGUAGUCCGAUUGAAAUCCACAUAUGGAUGAUAUAAUAAUUUUAAGUCUGAUGUGCACUUUGACUAAGCUAAGGUGACAAGUUUCUCCAGAUUCUCUAAUACUAUUGAAUAAUAUGGUGAAAUCUUGAAUACAGAUGAAGAACAAAACUUCAAUUAUAAUCAAUGUUUAUUUUUUGGCAGUCAAUAAACUGUUACAUAAAAUGCAGCUACAUGUACUUCAUCAGCUGACUUCAUCGUUAUUAAAAAACAGCAGCUAGCAGCACUCGUUGACAGUCUCAGCAUUUCUAUUGAAAAUAACUUUUAUCCAAAUCUCAUCAACCUAAUCAUGUAGGGGUCUACUGAAUAGAAAUUAUAUAAAUCUAGUUAUUUAGUGCAGGUUAGGCACAACAUAUGAGUGUGUGUGUAUUUUAUAUAUAUAAUAUAUAUGAGAGAGAGAUGCAAGUACAAAUUUUUCAUGGGGCGGGAUGGUUUGGAACAGGUCAUCUAAAAUUGGGAUAACAUUUACCCGGGACGGGUAUUUUGAGGCGGGUCGUCUAGCUUAAGCUUGAUUAGCGUUGUUACGCACGCAGUUUGUUUUUUCGAGCAGCUGUCAAACGCAGAGUCAACUUUACGAUCUGCGAUUAUAAUGUCUUAAGCAAGGCUGAGAAACGGUGGACUAAGACGUAUUUAUUUUUCUAUAUCAACACAAUGACAGAAUAAAUUUGCGUUCAAAACGUACUUACCUUUCCCUCUAGACCUUUUUAGCCACGCAUCCAGCAUGGAGCCGCUUGCAACUCUCUUCGUCGCCAUUUGUGAGUCUCAUGAUGGUAUGAACCAUUCACAGUCCAUGGAACACUCUAAGCCAAUCAGAGUACAGCUUAGAUAUGGCACAAGGGGCAGUAAUGGCUGCACUCAUGUCGAGGAUGUAAACAAAGUUGACGCGGCAACGGACAUACAUGACAUAGUGGAUGUAAUUUACGUUCACAACUUUUUUUCCGUCAGAAAUAUCUCAUAUUAUCUCUAGCCGCUUUAUCCUUCUACAGGGUCGCAGGCAAGCUGGAGCCUAUCCCAGCUGACUACGGGCGAAAGGCGGGGUACACCCUGGACAAGUCGCCAGGUCAUCACAGGGCUGACACAUAGACACAGACAACCAUUCACACUCACACCUACGCUCAAUUUAGAGUCACCAGUUAACCUAACCUGCAUGUCUUUGGACUGUGGGGGAAACCGGAGCACCCGGAGGAAACCCUUGCUGUGAGGCAACAGCGCUAACCACUACACCACCGUGCCGCCGCCGUCAGAAAUAUUUAAUAUUAAAUUUUGUGACUCGACUGACAACAGCCGGCGGCAUAACAAGCCACAGACGGCGAUUUGCCGCCAGUGACCAGCUACUUUUGAGACCGCAGGGCAGGAUCAUAUUAUAGGGCUGCUUCUCUUCACCUUUGACUGGGGCUCUAAUCAAGAUGGAGUAAAAUACAGAUCUGUAUUUCGUUAUACAGGUGAAGAUGAAGAAAGUCUCACCUUCCAGCAUGAUAACGACCCAAAGCAAAGUCGAUAAAUGAGAGGAAGAACAUCGUUUAGGAAUAGUUCCAGUCAGAGCCCAGAUUGAAAUCCUAUUGAAAAAGUGGAAUAAUUUGAAAAGGGUUGUGCACAGGAGAUUCCCUUCACAGUUUGAUAGAUCUGGAGCAUCGGUACAGUUACCCAAAAAGACUGGGUGCAAACAAAAAAGCAUUUAACAGGGUGUGUACACUUAUGCAACAAGGUUAUUGUAACUUUUUUUUCUUCUAAACAUGUCUGUUUUUCACUUGUUACUUACUGUAUCACAUUAAAGGUUGAAAAGAUA
This is a messenger RNA of Neoarius graeffei (lesser salmon catfish), 4049 nucleotides long. RefSeq names its product Serine/threonine-protein kinase pdik1l-B-like. Gene Ontology annotation, biological process: autophagy; positive regulation of autophagy; protein autophosphorylation. The transcript is spliced from 4 exons. The record is from RefSeq and is a predicted model, not a curated record. Gene Ontology annotation, cellular component: cytoplasm; autophagosome. Gene Ontology annotation, molecular function: protein serine/threonine kinase activity; ATP binding. The coding region runs from base 238 to 1311 and encodes 357 amino acids. Lineage: Eukaryota; Metazoa; Chordata; Actinopteri; Siluriformes; Ariidae.